AUGGGAGCCGGAUACUCAAACUUGGUCAAGAAUUAUUACAAUGACGAAUCCGAAACAGAACUUCACCCUGACCAGUACCAUCCUUCUUCAGAGAACGAGGUGUUGCAUGUCCAACAAACAAUGAUGAACUUUGUUCCAGUUGAGCUGGCGGACCUCAUCGUUGACUAUGCUCAAUAUUGGCCACGACUUGCGUCUUGCAGAGAGGCCAAUCCACCUAUCACAAUCAACUCGACGAGCGGCUCGGGUGGCGUGCUCAACGAUGCGUAUCAAUUCUACCUCGUAACUGACCGACCUAUACCUGAAUGGAGUGACUCCAAUCUCAAAGUGGUGCGGAAGGUGAGGAAGGUGGUGUUCAGGAUUUGGAGCCAUGAUCAAGGAUGGGGAGGCGAUGAUGGAUUAGUAGGUAACUAUGAGGGAUCGUGGACGUGGUUUGAGGCUGCGAUAUGGCGGGGCGAAGAACAACCAUUUUUGGUCCAUCGCCCAGAAUCUUCAAAUUUAUCGGUACCCGCGACUCACCAGGAUGAUUUAAAUCCUGACACUUCGAAAGUAUGGCAUUUGCAGAGUAAUAUACGUGCUUCGGCGAAAGAAGCCUUCCACGAGGUUGUUUGGACGGACGUGGAGGACUGGACGGUGAACUCUUGGGGAGAGACUGGGAGUGGCGAUGGUAGGGGGUUCGUGCGGUUACUUCAGCCUGGCGAUAAAAUUGCUGUGAUUGCGAGGGCGAGGUAUCCCGGAUGGGUGAACCACGUUCGGAGAGUUGAGGUCGAAAUCUUUUACUCUCUUUGA
This is a messenger RNA of Laccaria bicolor S238N-H82, 786 nucleotides long. RefSeq lists its product as uncharacterized. Bases 1 to 786 code for a protein of 261 amino acids. The record is from RefSeq and is a predicted model, not a curated record. Lineage: Eukaryota; Fungi; Basidiomycota; Agaricomycetes; Agaricales; Hydnangiaceae. The transcript is spliced from 3 exons.